This is a messenger RNA of Ochlerotatus camptorhynchus, 1620 nucleotides long. RefSeq lists its product as uncharacterized. Lineage: Eukaryota; Metazoa; Arthropoda; Insecta; Diptera; Culicidae. The transcript is spliced from 2 exons. The record is from RefSeq and is a predicted model, not a curated record. Bases 64 to 1449 code for a protein of 461 amino acids.
AAAUUUCGUCGUUCUCCAUCUGUUUCCUUCCAGUGUAAUUAUUGCAAUUGAAUAUUGUUCAGAAUGAAACCAAUGAAACAAUUGUUCCUAAAGUUUGGCUUGUUAUGUUUGUUGCUUCACGAAAAUGCCGAAGGAGUUCAAAGAUUCGAUGACGAGAUUUCCAUUGCCAUUGGGGAAAAGGGCAAAAAACAGCUGAGGGAACUGGAGGAGAAGAGCCACCUACCACGGUACGGCGAAUGUUGGCUUCAUGCUUUGGAACACCUCCGGGAUGGGUGCCGAAUGUUGACCGAUACAAUACAGGUAGAUUUGGCGUUACACUUCACCAACUGCUUCAUGGAGAUGUCCGGUCAGGAGCGGCUGGAUUGCGUGUCAGAGCGAACCGAGGCACUGAAACGGCUCUGCAUGAGCGAGAUGAGUGACCGGGCCUUCGCGGUGUACACGGAAUUUUUCACGCAAACGCAAAAUAUGUGCUUCUUCCUGCAGAACCAACGGUGGCAAGUGCUAGCGGAUCAGACCAUCGAUAGGUUAAGCGUACGGUCCAGGGAUGUUAGCGAGCAGUUGGAGGUAGCCAGUAAGGUCCAGAGAACAGUCUUGGAGCAACAGAAGGAGGGAAUGAAGAUGCAGGGGGAGAUGCUGCAGUUGGGAGGGCAUUUGGCGAAGACACUGAAUGGGUCCCAGGAAGUGCUAGAUAGAUUGACGAUGGAUUUGAGGAAUUCUACCACCGAGCAUCGGGCUGUUUUGAAGGAACUGUUUCACGAGUUUUAUCUGCUCCAUAGUUGGAUCGUUGGGAGGUAUGCUUUCGUAGAUAGGAUCGUCUUCUAUUUCAGCUUUCUGGCGGCGGUGAUGGUGGCUUCUUCACCAAAGAGGACGAGUAAAGCUCGAUCUUAUUUGAUUUUGAACGUGAUGGGGAGUGCAGUGCUGGAAGUAACUUUGCCGCUGUUGUUCCCGUCUUUAGAUGACAUCCAGAAAGAUCGUAUCCAUUGGACGAUUCGAAAGCUGUUUGCCCUAACUGGGGCUGUUAUAUUCGGAUUCUACUGUUAUCGCUACCAGGAUGAAAAUGCCAAACUGUUGAACGAGAUCAAAGAACAAAACCGCCAAAUCAUGGAAAGCAUUCUUCGAAUGAAGCUGGAACCUCCGGUUGCAUUGAGGACUUCCCCGAAGCAAGCAGACCAAGACCAGCAGCAGUCUGCGUUCAGUAGUCACGUUUCACAUUCCCACGAGAGCUAUCGGACGGUGGCUCGAAGUUUACUCUCGCCUUCCACCGUGGCAGAACCGGAUACGACCGAUAACGAAAAAGAAAACAGUUCAAACGAACGCCGUUCGGUGAGCAGGUCCCUACGGUUGACACCGGAACGGAAAGAGCGGGCGGCGAUAAUGAGGGAACCGUCCCGUACAUCGGAAUCGAGUGUGUCGCACGCUUCGCGGUAUAAUUUGAGAAGGAAGACUUAAAUUUUUUUUUAGGUAAGCUAUAGCUAUAGCAUUCAUGGUAGUCUGGGUUAUAAUGUAACAUACCGAUAUCCCGACCGGGGUUUCGAUAACUGUACUGUCGACAUUUUAAGUGAUUGAUUUAAUUUAUAACUUAUAUGAUUAAGCCACCAUUGUUACAUUUGAAAUAACAUC